AUGACAGAAGUCCCCACCAUGCAAGCAUCUAAUAUUUCCUUCACCAGCCUAGGCCUGGUGGUCCUUGACGAGAUCCGAUGUCCUGAUUGGGGACCGUUGACUGAUAUACUCGGGGGAUCUGGCACUUACGCAACACUUGGUGCCCGACUAUUUCUUCCUUCUCCAUCUAGUCCCACCUUAGGAUGGAUGAUCAAUGUGGGAAACGACUUCCCAACCCCAGUGAAAGAACAGUUAGAAAGCUGGGGAGCAACAUUAUACAUCAGAGAAGAAGUGAACAGGCCAUCAACUAGAGGCUUACUGGAGUACAGAGAUACUACAUUCGGGCCCAAGGGCUUCAAAUACACGACACCCAUUCUCGCAGUCCAAGAGGAUAACUUGAAGCACACAUCGCUUCUAGAUUCAAAAGCAUUUCACUAUCUAGCAGGGCCCGAGGACCUCAAAGCACGAGUAUCCAAGCUUCUUGCUCUCAGAGCCGAAGCAGGUAUCGAAGAACGCCCUCUGAUAAUCUGGGAACCGUCUCCACUUUCAUGCGGGCCAGAGAACCUCGAGGCAUGCAUGGAAUCUGCAGCUUCGGUGGAUAUUCUUUCCCCGAAUCAUCUAGAGCUGGCCAGACUUUUCUCAGAGCCGCAACCGGAUGUUAUUGACAAGGACAAGAUCGAGGAUUUGGCAUCAAAGUGUUUGGAUCGUGGAGUUGGUCCAGAUGGUAAUGGAACCUUGAUCGUGCGUGCUGGCGAAAAUGGGUGUUUCAUCAGCAACAGGAAUAAUCCGGCCGCUUGGUUGGAUCCAUUCUAUGCCACUAUGCCAGGAGAGACCCCAAAUGCGAAGACUGUUGAUCCCACUGGAGCGGGAAAUGCAUUUCUAGGGUCGUAUGCUGUGGGCUAUCUGGAGACAGGAAGCGUCAUCAAGGCCGCUUGCUACGGCUCGGUCGGUGCAUCUUUUGCGCUUGAACAGGUUGGAAUGCCACAGCUGAGUGUUCAGGGCAAUGAAGAAUUAUGGAACGGUGUCAAUGUCCUGUCCAGGUUAGAGAAGUAUAUGUCGCGGCAGAAAUGCGGCCGUGAAGGCGAUGAACCUGAGGCUAUUUCAUCGGAACCAUAG
Molecule: messenger RNA, 1095 nt
Organism: Penicillium subrubescens
Lineage: Eukaryota; Fungi; Ascomycota; Eurotiomycetes; Eurotiales; Aspergillaceae
Exons: 3
Coding region: 1-1095 (364 amino acids)
Source: RefSeq, a predicted model, not a curated record